Molecule: messenger RNA, 2054 nt
Organism: Epinephelus moara (kelp grouper)
Lineage: Eukaryota; Metazoa; Chordata; Actinopteri; Perciformes; Serranidae
Product: transcription factor Jun-like
Exons: 1
Coding region: 284-1243 (319 amino acids)
Biological process (GO): regulation of transcription by RNA polymerase II; regulation of cell population proliferation; regulation of cell cycle
Cellular component (GO): transcription regulator complex
Molecular function (GO): RNA polymerase II cis-regulatory region sequence-specific DNA binding; transcription factor binding; DNA-binding transcription factor activity, RNA polymerase II-specific
Source: RefSeq, a predicted model, not a curated record
CAAAGCGGAUACUUGAGGUGAGGAGACACGGAGGCUCAGCGGCGGCGGAACAACCGGGGCUUUUUGUUGGAUGAUCGCGCGGUUGACGAGAGAAAAGUUUUCUCAGGACACGAAGUUGUCAAGUGAGUUGAACUUCAACAAUAGGCGGACUCUAUCACAAGACAGUCGAGAGACAGGGAGUCACAGGACACAUGUAAACACUUGAUUCUGGACUUUUUAUAUCUAGAAAAGGAGAACAGACUUUAUUGAAGGUGAUAAUAAGAGCCUGAUAAUAAAAAACUUUAUGUCCAGAAAAAUGGAAGCGACCUUCUACGACGAAGCCGUGAAUGCCUCCAGCUCUCAGCAUGACGGGCCGACAGUGUAUGGCUUCAACCCCAAAACCCUCAAACAGACCAUGACGCUAAACCUAAACGACCCGAAAAACUUCAAGCCCCAGCUGAGCGCCAAGGCCCUGGACAUCCUGACGUCCCCUGAUGUCGGCUUGCUGAAGCUGGCCUCGCCUGAACUGGAGAGGUUGAUCAUCCAGUCCUGCAGCGGGCUGACGACUCCCACCCCGACCCAGUUCGUGUGUCCCAAGAACAUCACCGACGAGCAGGAGGGGUUCGCGGAGGGGUUUGUGAGGGCACUGGCGGAGCUGCACUAUCACCAGCAGACACCCGCCGUCCACCCUGACGCACAGACCGGCGCGGCCACCAGCAUGGCAUCCGGCUCUGCUGCGUCUGAGAGCGGCGGGAUUCCCUACAGCUGCACGGUGCGCGCCGACCCACCGGAGUACACAAACUUGGGGGCUUUCAGCCGGGCUGUGGGCUCUGCGUCUGCACCUGCCAGCGACAGGCACCCACCUAUGAGUUACCCAGCCGCCCCUCCGCCGUCCCACAUGGACCUGGCGGCCGCGGCGCAGCACCCGCGGCUACACGCGCUCAAGGAGGAGCCGCAGACGGUGCCCGAGAUGUCCGGCGACACCCCGCCUCUCUCCCCCAUCAACAUGGAGAACCAGGAGCGCAUCAAAGCGGAAAGGAAGCGCAUGAGGAACAGGGUGGCCGCGUCCAAGUGCCGGAAAAGGAAGCUGGAGAGGAUCUCCCGGCUGGAGGACAGGGUCAAAAACCUGAAGAGCCAAAACACGGAGUUGGUUUCCUCCGCCAACGUCCUCCGGGACGAGCUGGCUCUGCUCAAGCAAAAGGUCAUGGACCACGUUAACAGCGGCUGCCAGCUCAUUUUGACGCAGCAGCUCCAAGCUUACUAGGGACAAGAACCAAGGGACAUUUCUUGGGGACCAAAUGCAGCUUACAGUGGCCUGUUCAGCCAUGUGGGGGAAUCCCUGCGUGACUUUUCCACCAAAUCAUCCUCUCAGGCUGUGUCCACUAAGUUUCUGCAGACAAAGAGCAAAGAAAGGAGACUGAAAAGGACUUGUGAUGAUGAAUGAACAGAGCAGAGGCCACCAAACUAUUGCACAGACGGACAAAGCUCAGAGGAAACCCCCUCUGAUGGGACUUGUUAGAUAUUUCUGUCAAUUUUAUCUUUGUUUAUUUUCCACUCAGAAACUACAAGAAAUGUGUAUUGAGUCGAGCCAAGGUAGCAUGGCAUGUAUCCACACCUUCAGCUAAUUUUAAAUUGAUUAAGUCCCAUGCAGCCCUGCGCCCUGACAGACACCCAGAGCCUGCGUGGGAUCAUAUUGCAAAUGGACAGAAACACAAUGUGAACGAGGCGUUGCCCUGCAGAUCUCCCACUAUGUCAAGUAGCAGUGUGUGUGCAUUUAGACUUGAGUCCAGCACUGAGUAUCCCACCAGCGACUUUACAGUAUGUACAGAGUAACACUAACAAAAUAAGUUUCACACCUUUACGCAAGGACUCUUAUUGGUGUGUGUGUAGCGUUUACUGACAAAGAAACGGCCUUAUUUCUUAACCCCUUAUGUUCAUACAACUUUGUGAUAAAGGUGUAACUGAUGUUAGACCUGAAAUAACACUUUGUAAUAUUUGUACGCUGUUUAUUUUGAGCACUUCAGACUGUAAAUAUGACGAAAUAAAAUUGUUGGACACGCGUGACGUGUGAGUAA